Molecule: messenger RNA, 531 nt
Organism: Ctenocephalides felis (cat flea)
Lineage: Eukaryota; Metazoa; Arthropoda; Insecta; Siphonaptera; Pulicidae
Product: cysteine protease ATG4C-like
Exons: 3
Coding region: 151-531 (126 amino acids)
Source: RefSeq, a predicted model, not a curated record
UAUGCUAAGUUAAGGUUAAAAGAUUUCCUUAAAAUAAUAUUUUUAGUGUGAUUUAAAUAAAAUCUAUUUUUAAGUGAAGUGUAUUUAUGUGUAUAAAAUGUAAUUCUAAAAAUAUUAUUGGCAUCAACAUCGGGAUAGAUAAAAUAUAAAAUGAGUUAUGAAGUACUAAGUUGGGAUAAGAUAGGAUUUGGUAAUUUUGGUAAUUCUUCCAAUAACAGGCUGGAAGAUGCACAAUCGAAAAAUAAAGUGGAAACAAAGCUUAUGUCUAUGUGGAAUAAUAUGAAAUAUGGCUGGACAGUUAAAAUUCGUACAAAUUUCUCAAAAGAGCUCCCAGUUUGGCUUUUGGGCAGAUGCUACCACAAAAAAUCUCCAUCGCCGGAGUCUUCGGUGGAAGUUUUGGGUAGCUCAAUUAGUUCCAUGGAACUGGCUACUGAUGCAACCGGCAUGGAUAAUGUUUGGGAAGGAGAUAAUUGCAACCCAACGGUUAACCUAACCGCGUUUGAUAGAUUUUUAUUAGAAGAAUUUAACUAG